Prosopis cineraria is the source of this 1816-nucleotide messenger RNA. RefSeq names its product serine/threonine-protein kinase RIPK-like. Gene Ontology annotation, biological process: protein phosphorylation. Gene Ontology annotation, molecular function: protein kinase activity; ATP binding. The coding region runs from base 71 to 1228 and encodes 385 amino acids. The record is from RefSeq and is a predicted model, not a curated record. Lineage: Eukaryota; Viridiplantae; Streptophyta; Magnoliopsida; Fabales; Fabaceae. The transcript is spliced from 4 exons.
UUACAUUGUCAUAAAUGUCGACUUCCUCAUUCACAUUCAAAAGCAGAGGUUUUGUUUGCAAACAGUGCAUAUGAAGAUUCAUAAGAGGAUUACAUGGAGGUCCAUCAUGUUGAUGUUCAGUUGCUCCAAGACUAAAUGCCCACUGAAGGAAUCCAAAAAGAAGAUUUCCAAGCAAGGUUCUUUCCGGAGACUAGGCCUCUCUGAUAUCAGCAUUUCAAGCUCUGGUCAGGCCAUUGACGAUCUUUCUAUCUCCCUCGUUGGUCCAAAGCUUUAUCCAUUUACCCUUGAAGAGCUGAGAGAAGCAACGCAUAAUUUCUCUUGGAGUAAUCUAAUAGGUGAAGGUGGGUUUGGACCUGUGUAUAAGGGCUUUGUUGAUGACAAGCUAAGACCUGGUUUGAAAGCUCAGCCUGUGGCUGUGAAACGACUAAACUUGGACGGCAUGCAAGGUCAUAGGGAGUGGCUGGCAGAGAUAAUCUUUCUAGGACAGCUAAAGCAUCCAAAUCUUGUGAACUUAAUUGGGUACUGUUAUGAGGAGGAACACAGGCUAUUAGUGUAUGAAUACAUCGCAAGAGGCAGCUUGGAGAGUCAACUUUUUAGAAGAUACACUGCAGCCUUGCCAUGGUCAACCAGGAUAAAAAUUGCCCUGGGAGCAGCCAAGGGCCUAGCCUUUCUUCAUGAAGCAGACAAACCAGUGAUAUAUAGGGACUUCAAAACUUCAAAUAUCUUAUUAGACGCGGAUUAUUCGGCUAAGCUCUCAGACUUCGGGUUUGCAAAAGAUGGACCUGAAGGGGAAGACACACAUGUAACAACACGAGUAAUAGGAACACAUGGCUAUGCAGCACCAGAGUACAUCAUGACAGGUCACCUUACAACAAAGAGCGACGUGUAUAGCUAUGGAGUGGUGUUAUUAGAACUAAUAACAGGAAGAAGGAUAGUGGAUAAGAGCAGGCCAGAUAGAGAGCAGAGCCUUGUGGAAUGGGCAAGGCCUCUGUUGAGGGAUCAGAAAAAGCUUCACCGCUUCAUAGACCCUCGGUUGGAAGGAAGAUUUUCUAUCAAAGGAGCUCAUAAAGUCGCUGCCUUGGCUUACAAGUGCUUGAGCCACCACCCUCACCCAAGACCAACCAUGAGCGUUGUGGUCAACUUAUUGGAGCCACUCCAGCACUUUGAUGAUGCAUUGCUGGAACCCUUUGUGUAUGUAGCAGUCAAUCAAGGUGGCAACAUCGACUAACAGCAUGAUUCGGUAUUAUUAAAAUGUAUUAGAGUUAGAUAGAUAGCAAAAUUUUUAUGCUUGUCUAACAACGCACUGCUUAUUUAGCAGAAUGUAAGUGCAGAUGAUGUUCAGCUGGACCAAAAAGUCCAGACAUGCACAAAGCAAAUGUAGUUUGAUCUGAAAUAGCAAAUAAGACUAUCACGCCAGAAGACAACCUGUCAUUAAUGGUAAUUGUUGGGGCAUACCCUUGUUUGAAUUUUAUGUCCAGUUAGUGAUGACAGAGAGAAGGAAAGUAGCAUUUCUCGCGGCAAGAGUCAAGGAAAAGCUUGUGAUAGGUAUAUUUGCCUUAGCAUGACAAGAGAGCAGUGGAAUUGUUAGUCCGCGGAAAGUCAUUUGCAUUUGCACCACAGAACAACUACGAGCAACAGUAGGCACUAAACCACUAACACUCUUACGUCAUGUUAAUUGAUUGAUUAUUGAGAUAAGCCUACCGCAUGCCUUUGGUCAAGGUCGGUGUUUCAUCAUGAAAUAUAUUCGUGUGUGUGUGUGUGUGUGUAAUAUCAGCAUCCUCCCAAAAAUAUAUGAUGUAAGCAGCAUUAAUUGAUU